Brassica rapa (field mustard) is the source of this 6763-nucleotide messenger RNA. RefSeq names its product NAC domain-containing protein 6-like. Gene Ontology annotation, molecular function: DNA binding. The record is from RefSeq and is a predicted model, not a curated record. NCBI's taxonomy places the organism in Eukaryota, Viridiplantae, Streptophyta, Magnoliopsida, Brassicales, Brassicaceae. Gene Ontology annotation, biological process: regulation of DNA-templated transcription.
CACUCACUCCUAGCCUAAGGAAUCUACAUACGAUUAACAAUAUAUGAUUUAUAACAUUAUCCUCAUAAAGAACAUUUUUAUACGAUCUAUUAACAAAAUAUGAUUUAUUAUAGCAUUAUUCAUUAAAAAAAAACUAUCAAUAUGAUUUAUUAUAACAUUAUCUUCAUAAAUAUAUAUAAAGAGCAUUAUCUUCAUAAAAUAAAUCUAUCAAUAUGAUUUAUUAUAACAUUAUCUUCAGAAAUAUAUAUAAAGAGCAUUAUCUUCAUAAAACAAAUCUAUCAAUAUGAUUUAUCGUAACAUUAUCUUCUUGAUUCUCUUAACAAACCGUUUUUGUAAUAGGAAACUGCAACGAUGAUAUAUAGGAUAAUCCUCUCAUUUUUUUUAGAAAAUUAAAAUAGCCCUUUAUAUAUAUAUACAACUCAAUAGGUUAUAGCCUCACUUCUGUAGAAUCAAACUUGAGAGCUAAACCCUUAAAACGAUGUCAAAUAACUAUGAAGAUGGGGGAGUUUACUAUGAUCCAGACGAAACCAUGUUCAAUAACGAUGAAGAUGGAGGAAUUUACUUUGAUCCUGAAGACCACGAACUCAUCAAAUAUCAUCUACUACCCAAGUUAGAAACGUAUCUACAACCCAAGUCGAAAGAUGAAGAGUGUGAAGACUUCAUCGUGAUGAAGAACGUUUACGAUAAGGAGCCAUGGUUGCUGGACCAUACCAAUCAUCCGUUGUUCAAGAAGAACGAGUGGUUUUAUUUCGUGACAAGGACUCAAGUGUCAGUGAAGAACAUUGGUCGUGGUAGGAACUCAAAGCGGAGGAUCGCCGGGGACAACGAUGGUGGGAGUUGGAAGCCUAACGCUAAAAAAUAUAUUGAGGACGAAGAGAGAAAGAAGACCAUAAUAGGGAAAAAGCAAACUCUAAAGUUCACUAAAAGCGACAACAAUAAGAGGCAGAAGAGAGGAGACGGUACUUCUGCUGCCGUUCCUGGGAGCACUAGUAGCUGGAUUAUGUACGAGUAUUCGCUACCGGACGAAAAUACGUUUCAAGAACUGGUCCUGUGCAAGAUUCGCAAGAUAAGUAAUUCUAAGGAUGAAGAAGUUGAAGCCGUGGAUGUGACACAUGACGCAGAAGAUGGGACUGGAGAGCUUGUUGAAAGAUUCGCAAGAACGGGAUUGGAUGAUCAACAAACAACGGAGAAAUAUGAUCAACAAGAGCCACCAAUGUACGCUCCUUCUCAAUCUAGUGAUCCUCCAGCUAGGCUUGGCAAUAAAUCUCUAUACCAAUAGAAGUGGAUGAUGAUGAAGAUGAAGAACAAGUGAUGAACCAAGAGCUUGAAAAACAUCUUUUCAAGUCCACCGAGAGCUUAGUUUUCAUGUACAAACACAAGAAGUGUAAACACUCUUAUUGAAAAUCUUCUUAAUGUUGUUCAAAGUUAUUCUUUAUUGUUUGUAAAAUAGUUUCAAUUAUGUGAUUAAAUUUUUUCCAUCAAACAAAGAUAAUCAAUUCAUACGUUUUGUGAAUAUUUGGGUAAUAAGUUAGAUGAUACAAUACACUGCAUGAAUUACUAGUAGGUCAAUGAUAUGACCUUUACAAUGCUACGUACUUUUAUUAUUCUGCAUGUUUUUAUAAUUGAAUUCCUAAUGCAGUGGUGUAAGAGAGUGUUUGCCCUUAAAAGAAGAAGCAAUUGGUCUACAUCUUCUCCUUAGUUGUUUGACUUCUACUUUUUCAUUGUAUUAGGUUGCCUUAAUAGCAUAUAUUCGCUUGAGUUUAGUUUAGUCAUUAGUGAAAAGCACCUUUUGCUAUGUAAUUUAAUAUCCAAAAUAUUAUUAAAUACAUAAUGCAGUGCUAUAAGAAGUACUUUGCCCGUAAAAGAAUAGUUGAUGUGGUGGUCUGGUCCUGAAAGAAAGUGGUCUAGACCUCAUCUGCCCACAAACACAAAUUACUAAACAGUGAUAUAAAUUAGUCAUAACAAUAUUGGUCAAGGAAACUGUGUAGACAAUCUUGACCAAGCUAUACCAAAGGGUUCAUAAACUGACUGAGUUGCUUGGAACGGAAGCUAGCGGUCCAGUCUAUACAGAGAAUUUAAUUAGUUUAAAACUAAAACUACCACAUUAUAAGACUGGAUCCUUUUUUUGUGAAAUAUUAAAACUCACACAACAUGUUUAGCUGCAGUAAAUGAUUUUCUAAAUAUCUGAUUUUUAGUUAUAAAUGUAUAUAUAUAUAUUGGAUAUCAAUAUUCUUUAAGAGCAAACCAAAUAAAAAUAUUAAACAAACAAAUCACAAAUACUGAAUGGUAUUUGCUCCACACCACCCUUAUUAUGUGUGUAUCAUGGUUGUUCGGAUCAGCUUCGUAUAAAAUAUACUAACAUGUCAAUACUCUCUCUUCCUUGUUAGUUUAUGUGGUUCGAACAGUAACAGAUCAACACUCUCACUUCCUUGUUAUAAAAUUCAAAUAAGACCUAUGAGAUCAAACCAAAAUAUCAAAACUCAAAAUACCAAAACUUAACUCGAACAUAGACCCGAACACUCACUCCUAGCCUAAGGAAUCUACAUACGAUUAACAAUAUAUGAUUUAUAACAUUAUCCUCAUAAAGAACAUUUUUAUACGAUCUAUUAACAAAAUAUGAUUUAUUAUAGCAUUAUUCAUUAAAAAAAAACUAUCAAUAUGAUUUAUUAUAACAUUAUCUUCAUAAAUAUAUAUAAAGAGCAUUAUCUUCAUAAAACAAAUCUAUCAAUAUGAUUUAUUAUAACAUUAUCUUCAGAAAUAUAUAUAAAGAGCAUUAUCUUCAUAAAACAAAUCUAUCAAUAUGAUUUAUCGUAACAUUAUCUUCUUGAUUCUCUUAACAAACCUUUUUUGUAAUAGGAAACUGCAACGAUGAUAUAUAGGAUAAUCCUCUGAUUUUUUUUAGAAAAUUAAAAUAGCCCUAGUAGUAUAUAUAUAUAUAUAUAUAUAUACAACUCAAUAGGUUAUAGCCUCACUUCUGUAGAAUCAAACUUGAGAGCUAAACCCUUAAAACGAUGUCAAAUAACUAUGAAGAUGGGGGAGUUUACUAUGAUCCAGACGAAACCAUGUUCAAUAACGAUGAAGAUGGAGGAAUUUACUUUGAUCCUGAAGACCACGAACUCAUCAAAUAUCAUCUACUACCCAAGUUAGAAACGUAUCUACAACCCAAGUCGAAAGAUGAAGAGUGUGAAGACUUCAUCGUGAUGAAGAACGUUUACGAUAAGGAGCCAUGGUUGCUGGACCAUACCAAUCAUCCGUUGUUCAAGAAGAACGAGUGGUUUUAUUUCGUGACAAGGACUCAAGUGUCAGUGAAGAACAUUGGUCGUGGUAGGAACUCAAAGCGGAGGAUCGCCGGGGACAACGAUGGUGGGAGUUGGAAGCCUAACGCUAAAAAAUAUAUUGAGGACGAAGAGAGAAAGAAGACCAUAAUAGGGAAAAAGCAAACUCUAAAGUUCACUAAAAGCGACAACAAUAAGAGGCAGAAGAGAGGAGACGGUACUUCUGCUGCCGUUCCUGGGAGCACUAGUAGCUGGAUUAUGUACGAGUAUUCGCUACCGGACGAAAAUACGUUUCAAGAACUGGUCCUGUGCAAGAUUCGCAAGAUAAGUAAUUCUAAGGAUGAAGAAGUUGAAGCCGUGGAUGUGACACAUGACGCAGAAGAUGGGACUGGAGAGCUUGUUGAAAGAUUCGCAAGAACGGGAUUGGAUGAUCAACAAACAACGGAGAAAUAUGAUCAACAAGAGCCACCAAUGUACGCUCCUUCUCAAUCUAGUGAUCCUCCAGCUAGGCUUGGCAAUAAAUCUCUAUACCAAUAGAAGUGGAUGAUGAUGAAGAUGAAGAACAAGUGAUGAACCAAGAGCUUGAAAAACAUAUUUUCAAGUCCACCGAGAGCUUAGUUUUCAUGUACAAACACAAGAAGUGUAAACACUCUUAUUGAAAAUCUUCUUAAUGUUGUUCAAAGUUAUUCUUUAUUGUUUGUAAAAUAGUUUCAAUUAUGUGAUUAAAUUUUUUCCAUCAAACAAAGAUAAUCAAUUCAUACGUUUUGUGAAUAUUUGGGUAAUAAGUUAGAUGAUACAAUACACUGCAUGAAUUACUAGUAGGUCAAUGAUAUGACCUUUACAAUGCUACGUACUUUUAUUAUUCUGCAUGUUUUUAUAAUUGAAAUCCUAAUGCAGUGGUGUAAGAGAGUGUUUGCCCUUAAAAGAAGAAGCAAUUGGUCUACUUUUUCUCCUUAGUUGUUUGACUUCUAUUUUUUCAUUGUAUUAGGUUGCCUUAAUAGCAUAUAUUCGCUUGAGUUUAGUUUAGUCAUUAGUGAAAAGCACCUUUUGCUAUGUAAUUUAAUAUCCAAAAUAUUAUUAAAUACAUAAUGCAGUGCUAUAAGAAGUACUUUGCCCGUAAAAGAAUAGUUGAUGUGGUGGUCUGGUCCUGAAAGAAAGUGGUCUAGACCUCAUCUGCCCACAAACACAAAUUACUAAACAGUGAUAUAAAUUAGUCAUAACAAUAUUGGUCAAGGAAACUGUGUAGACAAUCUUGACCAAGCUAUACCAAAGGGUUCAUAAACUGACUGAGUUGCUUGGAACGGAAGCUAGCGGUCCAGUCUAUACAGAGAAUUUAAUUAGUUUAAAACUAAAACUACCACAUUAUAAGACUGGAUCCUUUUUUGUGAAAUAUUAAAACUCACACAACAUGUUUAGCUGCAUUCUUAACAUUUCAUUCUUAACUUUUUUCACAAAAAAAAAUGUUUAGCUGCAUCCAUGCAUAAUUCACGUUUUAAGUCACUAUCCUUUGUGUCCCAUUCUCCACCUCGUUCCACCAUAGUGAGAGUAAGAGAUUUGAAACUCUAUUUCAGCAUUUCUCAAAUAAAAUUUUGGGAGUAUACGUAGUGCUUGUCAACAAACUUUUUUUUAACGAUGGAUUUUAUUGUUCGAAAGGAAAUAAGCCCCCACCAGACACCAGUUCCAAAAACAGAGAUCAAAAUAAAAACAUAUUGAGAGACAAAUAGUUAUUAAAGUUUUAAAUACAUGUGGUUUUCUUUUGCAAAAUAUAUUUAUGGAGGCCAGCAUUUUAAUAUUUUGCUUAGCAAUUAAUGAAAUUGGCUUAGCCGAUCGAGGUUAACUGUGUGAGAAAAGGACAAUUACAACUGUACCACCUUUUUUAAUUAGAUCAUCUUGAAUUUGGGUGUAAUGAAAUAGAGAGACAUAUGUCGACAGGAAGAUGUAUACUUUGGUCUCUCAUUUACAUGAACACAUCUUAUUAAAACUUUUAGACCCAUAUUUUUUUUUGCUUCUUAAAAACCUCCUCCGUUUGUUCCAAGUUUUGAUCUGAUGGGACAUGCGCAUGUGGUAUUCUUCUCGACUUGGAGUAAAGGAAUUUAAUACAUUCCCAACCAAGUCUCUUAAACACACAACCGUACGUAGAUAUAUUGACAGGGGAGGAGGUAAAUGGGAAGGAGUGGAUCCUCCGUUUUUUAAUAUAAGUCGUUUUAAAAAAAAAUUCUAAAUUAUAUGAUUUUUUCGAUUUUUUAUAUAAAAUUUAUUAACAGUUUAUAUGACCAAUGAUAAUAUACAUUUUAUUUUAUUAUUGAUUGAUUUGUAGUUAGGUAAAUAAUUAAUGAUAUUUUUGUUUAAAAAAUAUAAAAAAUUAAUGAUUUUUUUAGUUUGUGUGCACAAUUCUAAAACGACUUAUAUUAAAAACGGAGAAAGUAUUAAAUUUACUUCUAUUAAUUUUUUUUUGAUUCCAAUACCAAAUAUUUCCGGCUCCGCCACUAUAUAUUGACUACUUGGACGUCUGUCAUCAACUUAGAUCAUAAUUUUGUUAAUAGCGAUUGUUGUGUGCUAUAACAUGAAUAAUAUGGAAGUAUCUAAAGUUAUCUUACUACGAAGACGACAUAAAAAGCUAACACCCACCCUUAAUAUAUGACGCCAACAUAAAUUUUGGCGGUCGACUGGAAUCAUGUCUUUGUUUUCUUCCCAACUAACAACCAUCCUAAAUUAAUUUCGCUAGGUUACGGUGUCACAACCACCAAUAAAUACAUAACUAUGGGAACAGAAAGGAAAACAUAAUAGCUACCAAAAAUAGAUCAACGUUGAUUAUCAGAAUUCAGACACACACAAGAGAGAUCAUUAGUGAAAAGGAUUAAAAGAGUUUAAUAUGAGACGAUAUACUGACAAAUCAAUAUUGUAAAAAAUGAAAUCAAACACAAGUACGUAAAAUUUUCAACUAAACUGAAUUACCACCUCUAAAUAAAACUAUUUUUUUUCAGUUUCAAAAAAAAAAAAAAAAAAAAAACUAUUUUUUGUAAGAAAAUAAUUAUAUGAAGCAAUCUACUACAUUGUUCACAAUAGUAUGGUUUAAUAGAUAAGAAAGCUGUAUAUGAACUGUGAGAGAAAACAAAACUGAUGUCCUAACACUAACACUCGUGAAAAAUACAUAAAUCAUAAACCUAGUAUAUUCCUCCUCCUACCACUAACACCCGUGAACCUCAAGAAGAAUCCAGAAAACAAUCAAGAAAAGUAUACAACCCUAGAUAUUAUUGUUCACAAUAGUAUAUUUUAAUAAGAUAAGAAAGGUGUAUAUGAACACUGAGAGAAAACAAAUUGGUGUCCUACAUUAGUAAAUUGAUAUCUUCAGCUUUCACCAUUUAAUCAUAUUAACCAGAAAAUACAAAAAUCAUAAAUCAAAACAAAUAGAAAAUAUUCCUCCUCCUCACACUAACACCCGUGAACCUCAAGAACAAUCCAAAACACAAUCAAGAAAAGUACAAAUC